GCGCGUAAUUUUUAAAUUUUUAAUUCAAUGUAUUGCCUGUAGAGGGAAGUACCAGUCUUUACUUAAUAGAAAUUGUAUACCUUUUUCUAAUUUUGGAGGUUAAACACAUUGAAUUUGAAUAGUAUAUUAAAAAGUGUAAUUAUUUAUUAUUAGUAUUUAAUUUUAAUCCAUAAAAAUGUCAUCGUUUACGUUCGGAACGCCUACUAUAACCUCAAGUAGUUCAGGUUUUGGAUUUGGUACUCAAAGCACGUCUUUUACUUCAACGACACCUGCAACUGGAUUAACAUUUGGAACACCAACCCCAGCGGCUACUACCAGCAACUUAAAUUUUGGUUUUGGAACAACACCAACAACUGCUACACCUAAUCAACCAACUGGCACAUUUUUAGGAACUGGAACAGCUACGACAACUGCAACAUCAAACUUCUUUUCAACUCCGACAACUUCUGCAGCUCCUUUGUUUACUGGACGUACUUUUGGAACGCCUGUUCAAAACAAUACAAAUACCAUAAAAGCACCUAUAAAUACUACACCUGCUACAGGAGGUUUAAUGUUUGGAACUUCUACCAGUACACCAUCCUUGUUUGGUGCUGUUAGUACUGGUGGUUUAGCAGCUACUAAAUUAACAACCACUACAACUACCACUACAACUGCUAGUAAAGGAUUAGGUGGAUUAGAUGUUUCUGUUAAUAAUAAAGGUCUUUCUCAAGGUAGCAAUAGUCCAACUGCAGCGAAGGAAAAUUUAUUACCCAAUGAAUUGUGCCAAACCAUAGAUAAAUUCAAAGAAUUUGUGAAAAAACAGAAGGUUUUAUCUUCCGAUAUAGCGAGAGGUUCUGCUAGACCACUGAACCGUUGUGCAGAGGAUACAGCAUCUUUAAUGGAACUUUUAACAACAUUGGCAGGAUCUGUACAACGUGAUCGUUCUUUUGCUGAUAAACUGAAACAAGAUACGGCUAAGGCAUUACAAAAUGCAGAAAUAGCUCAAAGAACAAACGAUACACCAUCUGGAUUGCAAUAUGAAAAUAACGCACCACUUCUAUUUUUCAUGGAAUUAGCAGAAAACUUUGAACACGACUUAAUGUUAUUUAGAUCUCAAAUUGAAACAACAGAGAAACAUAUACAAACGAUGAUGGCACCAAAGACUUUAACUCCACAAGAAUUAACUAUGGCUAUGAGUAAACUUCAUGAAUCAUUAGUCGCUGUUGCUGGAAAAUUGCAAGGUGUACACUCAAAAGUACAACAACAGAAAGAACAAUAUUUAAAUUUUAGAAAAUACGUCUUGAAAGAUAACACUAACGUUUUUGAUGAUAUUAAAACAAACGAUAAAUCAUUGGGAAACACUAUGGGAAGAAUUACUAGUGGGCCAACACCUUUUGGUCCAGGCAACAGAAGUUUCAUAUCUUCAACAGCAUUGAUUUCUUCUCAAACUGCCAGUUUAGAUGCACGAAAUUCUUUAGUUUGGGGUAAUACGACACCAGUUCCUUCUGCUAUAAACUCAACCAUAGAUACAUCAUCGAUCAAGCCACCAACAGCUAGUUUGAACUUCAAUGCUCCAUCAAAUCUUACCGCACCUAUGACAACUAUCGAAUCUAAUGCUAAUUUCCAACUACAGAAACCACCGAUUGGAAAUAAAAGAGGGAAACAUUAAGUUUUCUUUCUUUUUUUUUUUUUUUUAACAUUUCUCUUUCUCUUAUUUUUCAUUACUCGUCGUAAAA
This is a messenger RNA of Polistes dominula (European paper wasp), 1715 nucleotides long. It is a transcript of the gene Nup58, whose product is annotated as nuclear pore complex protein Nup58. NCBI's taxonomy places the organism in Eukaryota, Metazoa, Arthropoda, Insecta, Hymenoptera, Vespidae. Gene Ontology annotation, cellular component: nuclear pore. The record is from RefSeq and is a predicted model, not a curated record. Gene Ontology annotation, molecular function: structural constituent of nuclear pore. Gene Ontology annotation, biological process: nucleocytoplasmic transport.